UUGUAAUACAUCAAUAUAUCAAUCAAUAAUACAUCAGUUUAUUUUUUCUACAUGGUAUCAGAGCUAUAAGAUUUAAACCUGUAUUUUUUUUUCACCGGCGGGCAGCCGGCCGGCAACUUUGCCUUUGCUGCCCGCUGGAAUUUUCUACACAUACCUUCCGCUCUCCAGCCGCACCUCUCUCUCCCCAUCACAGUUGAAACAGAAAUGGAGGCAACUAUCGCAGAUCCACCAAUUGUUGCAGUUGCCAAUCAGAAGGAACAGGCAAACCAGGUUCCCAGUGAUGUGAAACUCUUCAAUAGAUGGUCCUUCGACGAAGUUCAAAUCAGUGACAUGUCCGUGAUGGAUUACAUUGCUGUGAAUCCUGCAAGGCACGCAACUUAUGUGCCUCACACAGCAGCUGUUCCGCCGGAUCAACAGCGCUUGAUCUUGCGCUUGAUCUUCGCCGGAAAACAGCUCGAGGACGGUCGGAAAACAGCUCGAGGACGGUCGUACCCUCGCCGAUUACAACAUCCAGAAGGAAUCGACUCUCCAUCUGGAUCUGAGGCUUCGUGGUGGUAUGCAGAUCUUCGUGCAAACCCUAACUGGCAAGACGAUUACGCUGGAGGUGGAGAGCUCCGAUACGCUCGAUAACGUGACGGCUAAAAUUCAGGAUAAGGAAGGGAUUCCUCCGGAUCAGCAGCGUCUGAUCUUCGCCGGAAAGCAAUUGGAGGAUGGCCGAACUUUAUCCGAUUCCCAAGUCUCCAUUUCCAAUCUCUCUCUCCUAUCAUACACACAUAAACACAUUGUUUCAUCACACCCAAUUCACCGCCCAAAUCACACCCAUUUUUCUUUUAUUUCUUUAACCCCACACACACCCACCCCACUUCUUCUCUCUCUCUCUCUCUCAACGGCAGUGGAUGAUAUUUAAUUCAAGUGAAGGAAUCUGAAUUACACACGCCUGUAUAUGUCAUCAUGUUCCACUUCCUUUUCCUCUCCUUUUUUCCGAUUCUCCACUUCAUACUUUUUCUUUUUCCUUCUUUUCACACACUCCGCUGUUCCCACCAGGGCACAUGUUUUUGCCAUUCAUAUAUAUUAUUAUUAUUAAUUAAAAAAAAAAACAUUCUCUAUUUUCUUUAUCCAUUAUUUUAUUUUAUUUUAUUUUAUUUUUCUUAUUACACAAAACAGCAUUCACAAAAUCACACCAACAACAUUCCACCAUCUUGUCAUUUUAUUCAUGUCAGGGGCUCAACCCGAUCACACUUUUUACACCACCAAAACAAAAAAAAAAAAAAAAAAAAAAAAA
This is a messenger RNA of Camellia sinensis, 1282 nucleotides long. The record is from RefSeq and is a predicted model, not a curated record. Lineage: Eukaryota; Viridiplantae; Streptophyta; Magnoliopsida; Ericales; Theaceae.